AUGGUGCAAGUUUCCGACGGUGUCGACCAUACCCUCAUAUCCAACCUUGCUGCUCGUCUCCAUCGCCUGGUGGACGACGUAGAGCGAGUCUACACCAGCGGAUCUCGAAAUGUGCGCACUGUCUUGCGGCGACAGCAUAUCAACACCGUCCAUCCAACUUCGGCUCGGCCGCUGUGUCGACUUAUUGGCGAGGACCAACUGAUGAGAGCCCUCCGCCUGUUGUCAUUGAAACUAGCUCUGUUCACCCUGGCCCGGAUUUACGAUGAAUGUCACGUUGCUCUGUGUCGGGCGAUGGCGGCGGCCCGGAAAGGUGAUAUCCUUUACGAGGGCUUCACCCGAAAUCCAUGCGUUGAUCUCCGACCACUGGCCGGUGAAAUUGGUCUGCAUGAGGAGAUUGUGGAAGACCAAAUAACGCUCGAGACCACUUUUGACGAUGUGGCGCCGUUACGGGCGGUGUGGACGCCUGUCGUGCCGAUGUCCUUUGACAACCUGUCACAACUGCAUUCUCUUUCAGAUCUUCUACCUGGCGAGCGGUGGAAAAGCCAGGAAUAUGCUGGAAUUGGUGGAGGUGGCGGGUCGGACAUUAUCAGUGCAAGUCUGCUGGGUCACUUAUUACGACGACAUAAAAAGCAGAUGGAUCUCCUGAUCUCGACGCGAACCUGGGCGACAGGAUCCCAGGGCAAAAAGGGAUCCAAAUUGGGGAUCAAGCGUGAGGUGUACAAUCACGGAGGAGCAGUGGAAGCGCAUGGGCGACCUGUGGCGGGAACUUUUCGCGUAAAAAACGACACUACCGCCGAGGGGCGCGAUCUCGAAGCAAUUCCCCUCCCAUAUCAUUCCCAAAUAUUUAUGGUGCUGGACCAGGGCGAGUCUAGUUCCCAGAUCUCCGAGGACGACAAGGCCGACCUCACAGAUCAACUUCAUGCCGUGCUGGAUCAGGCCAAGCGUCCCAUAGAGACUGUUCUCAUAGUAGACACAGGCGGGGACGUUUUCGGGGCUGAUUCGAACGGCGCGGCAACGCCGGACCAAGACUAUCGGGUUCAGAAAGCAAUCACCCCUCUGUCCCCCGAGUACAAUCUCGUGACGGCGGUGGUGGCGCCCGGUGUCGACGCUCCAAAUGAUGCGCCGCAAAAGGCCUCGAAAGCCGGCGGCAUGGUGUAUAAGCCCACGAAAGAUGAGAAGCUGAUGCUUCUUGAUCUGCUCGCGACUAAAUAUAGAAUGGACGGUUCAGACCCCAGCAGAUUCGGGAAGACAACACUCGCGUUGCAGGCCCGACUACGGGGAUUGGUCGGGUGGACUUCCUUGGAUCUGCCGCCCUAUGUCAUUGACACAUGGGAGAAUCCCUGGAAUAGCUUCGUGUACAUUCGGGAGUGCAUGAGCGAUAUCAUUUUGAUGCCCACGCCAGAGUUGCUGCCGUUGAUUGAGCCGGCAAAGAAAAAGGGGAGCUUAUGA
Fonsecaea erecta is the source of this 1449-nucleotide messenger RNA. RefSeq lists its product as hypothetical. Lineage: Eukaryota; Fungi; Ascomycota; Eurotiomycetes; Chaetothyriales; Herpotrichiellaceae. The transcript has a single exon. The record is from RefSeq and is a predicted model, not a curated record. Bases 1 to 1449 code for a protein of 482 amino acids.